This is a messenger RNA of Botrytis sinoallii, 3275 nucleotides long. RefSeq lists its product as uncharacterized. The record is from RefSeq and is a predicted model, not a curated record. Bases 250 to 2745 code for a protein of 831 amino acids. Lineage: Eukaryota; Fungi; Ascomycota; Leotiomycetes; Helotiales; Sclerotiniaceae. Gene Ontology annotation, molecular function: clathrin-cargo adaptor activity. The transcript has 5 exons. Gene Ontology annotation, cellular component: Golgi apparatus; AP-1 adaptor complex; membrane coat. Gene Ontology annotation, biological process: receptor-mediated endocytosis; Golgi to vacuole transport; intracellular protein transport.
GUAGCCUCGGGCGCCACCCAUUACUAGCACGUAUGCGGACUAGACCGAGCUUAGGGGAUGCAUCCUGAAAGACAUCAAGACAUCAAGCGAAGUAUGGUGGCCUUUGCAUCACCAAUUAGGCACCUCAGAACCAAAACGACUAUUCAAUCACUUUAUUAUUCCUGCUCCUUUUUUGAAGCAAAACUUGUGAUCUCUUGAGCUGGGAAGUUUUAGAAGUUUGGCCCAUUUUGGGCCUUGAACAGUAUCAGAAUGAGUUCAUUGAAGCAAUUCAUUCGCAAUGUGCGAGCUUCGAAAACAAUCGCAGAUGAGCGCGCAGUCGUACAAAAGGAGAGUGCUGCGAUAAGAGCAAGUUUUCGUGAAGAGAGUGGUGAUCAUAAUGUCAGACGAAACAAUGUAGCGAAGCUAUUAUACUUAUUCACGUUGGGUGAGAGAACACAUUUUGGCCAAAUAGAAUGUCUCAAACUUCUUGCAUCUCCAAGAUUUGCGGACAAGAGAUUGGGUUAUUUGGGAACAAUGCUUCUACUGGACGAAAAUCAGGAGGUACUGACAUUGGUUACAAACUCUUUGAAGAAUGACCUCAAUCACUCUAAUCAAUAUAUCGUUGGAUUGGCUCUAUGUACCCUGGGAAAUAUUGCAUCGGUCGAAAUGUCUCGAGACUUGUUUCCUGAAAUCGAGACCCUUCUUUCUACCGCCAACCCCUAUAUUCGUCGCAAGGCUGCAUUAUGUGCCAUGAGAAUAUGCAAAAAAGUACCAGAUUUACAAGAACAUUUCCUCGAAAAGGCCGCAAACCUACUGUCGGAUCGAAAUCAUGGUGUUUUGUUGUGCGGUCUUACAUUAGUAACAAAUCUCUGCGAAAUGGACGAGGCAGAAGGAGGAGAGGAGGGAAUCGUGGAGAAAUUCAGACCAUUUAGCGGCGGCUUAGUUCGAACGCUGAAGGGAUUGGCUAGUUCCGGUUAUGCCCCUGAGCAUGAUGUCACUGGCGUUACGGAUCCAUUCUUACAAGUUAAGAUAUUACAAUUGUUGAGAGUUCUUGGCCGUGGAGAUCCAGAAACAAGUGAACAAAUCAACGACAUUUUGGCCCAAGUUGCUACAAAUACAGAUUCUUCAAAGAACGUUGGAAAUUCUAUUUUAUACGAGGCCGUCCUUACUAUCCUCGAUAUCGAAGCUGAUUCUGGUUUGAGAGUACUUGGUGUCAAUAUCCUUGGAAAGUUCCUCUCAAAUCGAGACAACAAUAUUCGAUAUGUGGCAUUGAACACACUCAUUAAAGUGGUCGCAAUUGAGCCAAACGCAGUUCAGCGACAUAGAAAUACCAUACUUGAAUGUCUUCGAGAUCCUGAUAUCAGUAUUAGGCGGCGUGCAUUAGAUUUAAGUUUCACUCUCAUCAAUGAAAGCAAUGUCAGGGUACUUAUUAGGGAACUCCUUGCUUUCUUGGAAGUUGCCGAUAAUGAGUUCAAGCCAAUCAUGACCAGCCAAAUUGGUAUCGCAGCAGACAGAUUCUCGCCAAACAAAAGAUGGCAUGUGGAUACUAUGCUAAGAGUCUUGACUUUAGCAGGAAAUUACGUCAAAGAGCAAAUUCUAUCUUCAUUCAUUCGGCUUAUUGCCACCACUCCUGAAUUACAAACUUAUGCGGUGCAGAAGCUCUAUACUAGCUUGAAAAAGGACAUUACUCAAGAAGGUCUUACUUUGGCCGGUGCCUGGUGUAUUGGAGAAUACGGAGAAACUUUACUUCGUGGUGGACAAUACGAGGAAGAGGAACUUGUCCAAGAAGUUAAAGAGAAUGAAGUUGUUGAUUUGUUUUCAACCAUUCUUAACAGCAGUUAUGCCACUCAAAUUGCAACCGAAUACAUUGUCACAUCCUUGAUGAAGCUCAGUACACGUCUAUCAGACCCUGCACAAAUUGAUCGGAUUCGACGAAUCUUGUCCAACAAUUCCACGAACCUCGACAUUGAGGUUCAACAGCGAGCGGUAGAGUAUGGCAACUUAUUCAGCUAUGACUCCAUCAGAAAAGGUGUAUUGGAAAAAAUGCCACCACCACAGAUUAAGGAAGAAUCCCGAGUUCUGGGAGAGGCAAGCAAGAAACCAAGUAAAGCAUCUAACAGGAAGUCAAAAAUUGUCAAACCAGCGGAACAGGAUCUGUUGUUUGACCUAAUGGGAGACGGAGGAAUGCCUGAUGCAAGUGUUGGAGGUGCUAAUAGCGGUUCUCAAAAUAAUGCAGACCUUCUAGCAGACAUACUUGGAGGCACCGAUUCAUCUCAACCUACAUCACCUCCAGCUCAACAGUCAAAUAUGAGUUCAAUUAUGGACCUAUUUGGUAGCACUCCAUCUCAACAACCCCCAUCUGCUACGGCAACUCCUUCAAACGAUAUUUUCUCUAGUGUAUCUUCGCCUCCACCUCAAGCUCCUUCAAUCCCAACCCAUCCAUGUUACGACAAAAAUGAUCUUAACAUUACAUUGCAACUCCAACGAAAUGCAGAAGGUUUAGUGCAAGUCUUGGCUCGUUUUAAGAACUCCUCCAUGCAUCAAUCUUUCUCUGCAGUGGCAUUACAAGCUGCAGUACCUAAAACGCAAAAACUCCAAUUACAAGCUAUGUCAAGCUCUGAUCUGGGACCCGGGGCAGAAGCAACACAAUCAAUGAGGAUUACAGGAAGCAAAGGGCCACCAUUACGACUGAGGUUAAAGAUUUCUUAUGCGCACCCAACUGCGGGACAAGUUACGGAUCAGGUAGAUUGGUCGGAGCCAAGGUAGUGAGGCUCUAAGUAACCGAACUGCAUUUAGAAAAUCUAUGAAUUGUUAUUAUUACUCGGCGUACCGCAUGAAGUAAUUGGUCGGUGGCGCUACUUAUGUUCGCCCAGGUAUCAGCCUGCCCUGGAAGCUCGUAACGUGGGCGGCAAAGAAUACAAUGGAGACUAUUUAUUAAAACCAAUGAACUUUGAACCAACUUGUUUCGAUGUACGUUUUCUGAUUUAGGGCCCGGUUGAUGGCGUAUUCUCGCUUUAACAGCCUGGAAAGCUCAAUGGACAUUCACACCAACAUUUUACUUUUUCGAAUUGUGAAACACACUUUUGUUGUAAGAUCUCACCUAAUCUUGACAUACUGAAAAACAGCCGAUCAAGUAUGAGUAUGCAUUUUUCAAUGUCGAGCCUCCCAGGUGACUAGGUACCUAGUGUAUCUCGGUGGAACUCGCCCCUUAGUGCUAAUAGCCGGCUCUCGUUGGUGGCCGAUUAGUUCUUGGUCUGGGAAAAGCACAUGACACUACAAUAUGAAUAUGCCACUCG